AUGGAUGCAGCAAAAGCGGCUCGAAAGUCUGCCCGUCGGUUAUUUACUAGGACUGCGAAUGAUAUUGACGAUCUGUUGUCGGCAGAGGAACCGGACUGUGGUGAAUUACAAGAUUCUUUGACCCGACUGGAACAGUUGUUGGAAGAAAUUCGUGGUUAUGAUUUGACUGUUAAGCAGCAUAUCUUGGAAACAGUCCCGAUUGACGAGGCAGCAUUGGAUACAGAGCAGACUGGAAUUGAUAAUUACGAGAAACGAUAUAUCAAGACUCGAAGGAGAGUCGAAUGCGAAUUUAGAGUUGAGAAGAAUGAAGACAUACAAGCUCCCGAAUUUAAGAAAAUCCACGAAGACGAAGACUUAGAUAAUGCGGACAAGUUUAAGUACCUCGUGCAAUGUAUGGUCGAGGAAACGAAAGCGGCGGAUCUCGUGGCAACCUUCCCUCAAUCCGGUGAGAACUACGAUAAAGCAGCAAAGGCCCUUCAGGAGCGAUUUGGUAACGAAAAAGUACUCAAGCAAGUAUAUAUCCGUGAACUAGUAAAAAUGGUUAUGGCUAAUGGAAGUAAUCAAAGUGUGAAUCUUUCCAGUAUGUUUGAUAAGCUCUCGGCACAUUUACAAGCACUCGAGACACUGGGAGUCAAUAGCGACCAAAUGUCGACGUUUCUGUCUCCGAUCGUCGAGUCAACAUUACCGGAAAAAGUGUUGACAGCAUGGCAAAGGAGUUCAAACUGGGGCAAGGAUGGAUCGGCAAUGAAUCCCCCCCAAACCGAUUUACAGUUAUUGAUCGAUUUUCUAAAAUUAGAGGUCCAGUGUGAGGAUCAACGUAAACUAGUACAAACGGGAUUUCAAACGCAGCAGAAACCACAAAAGAAGCUAACCAAGAAUGUCGCGUUUCAAGAGGAAGAUGGCCCUACAGCUUCCGGACUGUUUGCUGGUUCGACGAAUAAAUGUCUCUUCUGUGACAAGCCUCAUGAAAGCCAACUUUGUGCGAAGGCAGCUUCCAUGAAUCUGGAGAACCGGAAAAAGGUCAUGACAAAGAAGAAAGCGUGCUAUGUUUGUUUGAAGACUGGCCACGGGUCACGAAGUUGCAGAGCUGUUGUAAAAUGUGUCUUCUGUCAAAGGAAGCAUUGUGUGUUGCUGUGCCCAGAAGUAGAGAAGACUCGAUCACUACCCGAAUCUACCCCGGAGCAGACGCCUACUCAAACCACGCCUGCGAUGUCUAAUCUGCAGUGUUCCGGAGAUGUUAUAUUACAGACGGUGUACGUGAAUUUGGAGAACAAUGGCAUGCGUCGGAGAAUUCGACUUGUAUUUGAUGGCGGUUGUCACAGAUCUUACUUGCUUAAGAGCACUGCAAUCAAACUUGGCUUGAAAACAGUCGGAACCUUAAACAUGUGUCACAUUUUAUUUGGAUGUUCCCGUGAGGUCAGGCAACACCAAGUGUACCGAGUCAGUAUUGAAAGCCUGGAUGGUUCCGUCCAGACAACGUUGACGUUAUUAGACCAAGAAAAAAUCUGCGAAUUGUUACCAAGGGCUAACAAGCACAGAGUGAUUGAGGACUUCAGGGACAAGAAGAUAUUCGUGAAUGACAUUGGAGAAGGUUCACCCGAAAUCGAAGUCUUGAUUGGAGCCGACAACUUCGCGUCGUUGUUGACAGGGAGAAAAGUAAACUUGAGAUGUGGUCUGAUUGCGCUCGAGACGGCGUAUGGAUGGACACUGACAGAAAAGUUAGAGGAGUAUGAGUCCAACAGUGCGUCGCUAAUGGUGACUUCCAUGAUGGCGGAGAGUGACAUAACUAAUUUGUGGGAUUUGGAGCUUAUAGGCAUUCGAGAACCAGAUUUUCACAAACCACAAGCAGAAAGAGAUGCGGAAGUACGGCAACAUUUUUUGGGGACCAUCAAUAGGAAUUCAGAUGGAAGAUACUGUGUUAGGCUGCCUUGGAUUGAUGAGUCGAAGCAGGUGCCGGACAAUUUUGAAGUUGCAAAGAAGAGGCUUGAUGGUACCUGGAGAAAGUUAAUGAGUAUGGUGGAGCAGUAUGACAGGAUAUUCCAGGAUUGGAUUUUGGAGGGAAUUGUUGAAGUGGUGCCAGAUGAAGAACGAAACAAUCGCGGGCAUUAUCUGCCCCAUCGACCAGUAGUAAAUCCUGAAAGUCUGACAACUCCAAUCCGUCCUGUAUUUGACGCCUCUUGCAAAGAUGGGCGUGCACCGUCGUUAAACGAAUGCUUAGCUAAAGGGCCCAAUUUGACUGAGCUCCUACCAACUGUAUUGAAUUGA
Temnothorax curvispinosus is the source of this 2265-nucleotide messenger RNA. RefSeq lists its product as uncharacterized. The transcript is spliced from 3 exons. Lineage: Eukaryota; Metazoa; Arthropoda; Insecta; Hymenoptera; Formicidae. The record is from RefSeq and is a predicted model, not a curated record. The coding region runs from base 1 to 2265 and encodes 754 amino acids.